Messenger RNA from Hydatigera taeniaeformis, 1572 nucleotides. Lineage: Eukaryota; Metazoa; Platyhelminthes; Cestoda; Cyclophyllidea; Taeniidae. The record is from the annotation of a GenBank genome assembly.
AUGGAGCGAGUUUCUGCGGUUUGUCCUGGUUCAAGUAUACUUUGUAAAAACAACUGCGGAUAUUAUGGGAAUCCUUCCUGGAACAACUAUUGUUCUAGGUGUUAUAGAGAAUUUCAAACAAAGUCUGAUCCUCAUCUGCGCACUGCGCGUGCAUUAUCGAGAACUUCCUCGCGAGCUUUUGCGAAUUUUGAAGCUAAACGUAAGAAAGUUGCGGGUAAAAGCUCUGGAACUAUUAGAAAUAUCCUAAAGAUCCAAAGAGAUCAUGACAAACUUAGUCCAAGCAUUUCCGAAGAGUCUUUGCAGGCUAGGGCGGAAUUCUAUAAAGUUCUGAAAACCUGGAGGUCAGCUCCUGGCCACGAUGUUACUAAGCAGAUUGAGAAACUUCUGAGAGAUCUCGAUGUUAAUGAACUUGUUAGUAUUAACAAGUUUUCAAAUGCGAUCAAGGACUUUUAUAGUUACAUGGCACAGCGGAUCUACACCAAUCACUUGUACCAGGAUGCUUCGACUGAGCAGAAGGAAAACCUCUUAAAUGCGAUCGAGCGAUUCCUUUCUGUAUGGAUUUAUCCGUAUGCCUUUACGCCCCCGAAUACUGACGAUGAGGAGGUUGACUUGAAGCUGCAGGAUCGAAUUCGGUCGCUCCAUUGGGUGUCUCAUCAGCACUUGGAUGCUCCUAUCGAUCCUUCUUCCCCAGAGCAGUCGCACCACCUCGAAGCAGCCAUUCUCCAUUUGAUUCGACAGAAUGAAGUUCGUCCCACUGAAUCUAAGCUUGAUCAGAUCGUUGACUGCUGCCAUGAGGUCUUCAGGGCAUUGCGGUUGAACGCCAAGACUUCUGAUUCUUCUUCCAUGACAGUAGCGACGGCAGCUGCCGCUGCAGUUAAUAUAGCAAAACAACAGCAAAUUCAGUCACAACAGCCGCUGGCGCCUCAUUGUUCCUCAAAUGCUGACGACUUCCUUCCUGCCCUCAUCUGGAUUGUGCUCCGUGCCAAUCCUCCAUUGCUACACUCCAAUCUUCAGUUUAUCAUGCGUUUUGCCAGCGACACACGACUGAACACUGGCGAGGCAGCUUACUGCUUCACAAAUUUGUGUUGCGCUGUGGAAUUCAUUAAGAACCUCAACUAUGCCAGCAUCGGUUUGACGAAGGAGGAGUUCGAGCAUCAGAUGCGUGAUGGCGUACCAGUCACCCUUUGUCCUGCUGACAUUCCUGAUGCUUUUUCUGACACCAAGCGGCGUUACAACGCCAUCAGUCAGAAGCUGGACGACAUGGAAGCAUGGAUGGUGGCCACGGAGCGAGAAUUGAGCGCAAGCGAGAAGCAAACAGCCGAGCGCGUAGCACAGCUGCGCAAAACGUGCACGUUGGAACGCACAGUCUACCUAGAUCCGCGGGAGUUGGUCACUCCCCACGUACUGUGCCUUGGACCAAUGAUGGAAAAUCUUCCAACUUCGCAUCCAAAGUCGCAGCCGAUCAAUCUAAUCGACCAGCUCCGGCCUGACGAGGCCCUCGCUUCCACCCCAUGCCUUGCGCCUCUCCCUAGCCGUACGCCCCCGCGACCACCACGUCCCCCGCCGCGGUAG